GCAACUCUCUCACCAAUCGACAGGGGGCAAUACUAAGCGCGAUGGCCGAUUGUAACGUAAAAAGAAGAAGCAGUGGUGGGCUCUCAGUGGUAGAGCCGUUUGUGACAAUGGAUCAGAAGAUUCCCUAUGAUGACUACCAGCUCCCUGUGGUCUUCCUGCCCUCUUAUGAGAACCCACCAGCAUGGAUUCCUCCUCAAGAGCGGGUACGCCACCCCGACUACAACAAUGAGCUGACCCAGUUCCUCCCUCGCACCGUGGUCUUGAAGAAACCUCCGGGAGCGCAGCUGGGCUUCAACAUCCGCGGUGGCAAGGCCUCGCAGCUGGGAAUCUUCAUAUCCAAGGUGGUUCCAGACUCUGAUGCCCACCGAGCAGGACUGCAGGAAGGAGACCAAGUUCUUUCCGUCAACGAGGUGGACUUCCAAGACAUUGAACAUUCCAGAGCUGUGGAUAUUUUAAAGACCGCACGCGAAAUCCUGAUGAGGGUCCGCUUCUUCCCUUACAACUACCAGAGGCAGAAGGAGAGGACUGUCCACUAGGUGGCACCAGAGAGCCAGAAACGAAGGACUGUGCGUGAUGCGUCGCUGUGACGCCAUUGACCCUCACACACGCACACACACACACACACACACACACACACACACAAACCCACUUUUUGUGACUCACGGCCUUGCUCAGUCAUCUUAACACUGACUCAGUUUCACUGGAGCGGUUCAUGUAGCUCAUUUGCAUAUCUGAACUCACACAAAUCUAUGAAGUCAAUAGAGCGUCACUUUAACGAGGCUUUUAAGUCAAAGAGAUGUGCAGUUUUAGACCAGCUCAUAUGUGCAGAAAUAUCGGCUAAUCUAGGUAGAAAUGCAUGUGUGUGUGUGUGUGUGUGUGAAAUGUAAAUAUCAAGGUACCACACACAACAAAAAAAAUACUAAUAAAGACAGCAGGAGCUUUCUGUGAAAGUCAACUCAUCCAAUAUGUCAAGAAUGACACUCUUGUACAUGCAGUUUUUACAUAUUGUAAAUAGAUGACAGCCUUACUACAUAAUUAUAAGUAUUUAUGAUUUGCCAUGUUGGAUUUGAUUGAUACGCCACUGGAUAUUUUUGAAAGAUUGCGGUAGCACCGUUUCUUUCCUGCCACUUUUCUCACCCUCAUGUCAUGAUUUUUUCCUCUGUACCUUUUAAAAAUAUAUAUAAAAUCAUUUUUCAAAAGUCA
This is a messenger RNA of Hippocampus comes (tiger tail seahorse), 1203 nucleotides long. RefSeq names its product PDZ domain containing 11 (gene pdzd11). Gene Ontology annotation, molecular function: protein binding. The transcript is spliced from 6 exons. The record is from RefSeq and is a predicted model, not a curated record. Lineage: Eukaryota; Metazoa; Chordata; Actinopteri; Syngnathiformes; Syngnathidae. Bases 42 to 536 code for a protein of 164 amino acids.